Messenger RNA from Triticum aestivum (bread wheat), 1879 nucleotides. RefSeq lists its product as uncharacterized. Lineage: Eukaryota; Viridiplantae; Streptophyta; Magnoliopsida; Poales; Poaceae. Gene Ontology annotation, biological process: protein ubiquitination. The record is from RefSeq and is a predicted model, not a curated record. The transcript has a single exon. Gene Ontology annotation, molecular function: protein binding. Bases 15 to 1478 code for a protein of 487 amino acids.
AUGGUACGUCGGUCAUGUCAGACAAGUUCAGCGUCGGCGGCCAUGACUGGUACAUCGUGUGCUGCCCAAACGGCGAUGUGAAAGAGUCCGAGGGCCAUAUCUCCCUCUUCCUCUGGCACGCAAGCCACGUCAAAACUGGCGACGCCACAACAACCAUCAUGCUCAGCAUACGCGACAAGUUAAUGAAGCCGUCAUGCAGUAACGUAGGGGAUUGCCACUUUGACGGUAAUGCUGGUUGGGGCUGGAAAAAAUUCAUCAAACACCAAGAUUUGAACAAGGAAGAGCUCCUAAAGGACGACUGCUUGUCCAUCCUUUGCCACCUCACCGUCGCCGAGUACGCCGAUGAGCAGAUCACCGCGUCCAUGGUGUCAACACCAGGACCAGUCCAGCAGCAGGCCACGGGCUCCCACGUCUUCAGGAUCCAAGAGUUCACGCAAGUCAGGAAGAAGGUGGCCAAUGGCGAGGAGGUCUUCUCAUGCACGUUCAGCGUCGGUGGUCACGACUGGUAUAUCUCCCUCUACCCAAACGGGGAAAGAGAGGAGGCCGACGGCUAUAUCUCCCUCUUCCUCCGGCACCACAGCCACGCCACGACUGGUCAAGCCACAGCAACAUACAAGAUGAGCAUACUCGACAAGGCCUGCAAGCCAUCUUGCACUAAAAUAAAAGAAGGUCACUGCUUCACGAGCCUAGGUUGGGGCUGGGUAAAAUUUAUGAAACUCGAAGAUCUGAACAAGGAGGAGCACCUCAAGGAUGACUGUCUAUCCGUCCUAUGCGAUGUCACCGUCGAGUACACCCAGGACCAUCAGGCCGCUGCGGUCUCGCCCAUCAUGUCAACACCAAGGCUCUUGUCCGCCCUGAGUGACACUGGCCGGCAGCAGAUCACGGCCUCCACCGUUGCCGCGAGGCAGGCCACGGGCUCCCAUGUCUUCAGAAUUGAAGGGUUCACGCGACUCAAGGAGAAGGUGAUCAAUGGCUCCCCCGUUACAUCAAAACCUUUCCACGUCGGUGGAUAUGAUUGGCUUAUCCAGUGCUACCCAAACGGCUACAAGAAGAAAUCCAAGGGUUGUAUCUCCCUCUACCUCCACCGGCAAGACAGCCACGCUCAGACCGGCGUCGUUAUGGCAUCGUACAAGAUGAGCAUACUCAACACCUGCUGGAAGCCAUUUUGCACCUGUACCUCGUUAGAAGAAGAGCACUACACGAACAAUGCUUUGGGCUGGGAAAAGUUCAUGAAACACGAAGAUCUGGACAAGGAGAAGCACCUCAAGGAUGACUGCCUGUACAUCCUCUGCGACGUCUCCGUUGACCUUGGACUGCACACCGGCGAUUAUAACGAUGAGAUUGCUGCGGCGGAGGAGACCAAGCCAGCGCCGCCUGAACUCGAAGAGGCCAUCUGGAAGAAGCAGGCAUCAGACGUCAAGACUAAGGUCAGUGCACACAGGUGGCUGAGGUUGAUCUGUUGGCCCAUUCAAGAUUAACCGCCCACUACUAUCAGUGGCGAAGCUUGUGCCGGGCGGGGGCCUAGCCCUUUAUGGAUUUGCUUCUUUUUGACUUCACAGUGUCUACAAGUGCAGCUUCUGUAGAUUUUUUUUCCUUCGAUUUGAUUAUCUGCUAGUAUAUGUUACCUGCUGCAUGUCUGAGUAUCAACUAUAUAUAAGUACAAAAACCCCCUCUUAAGUAUCUAUUAUUAAGGUGAAGUGAAGGCUAUUAGUUUCUCUCGCAGAUAUCAAAGCUUGAAAUUAUAUGAGAAACAACGGGAACGCGACUUCGUUCAUGCCCUUGUUGCGUUUAUAUGGUCAGUUGGUCAUGUAGGUUAUUGUUACUUCUCAUGAGUCAAGAGUCACACCGUAAAUAUUGCUUGAAUCAUGCAUGACCAUGG